This is a messenger RNA of Morone saxatilis (striped sea-bass), 1851 nucleotides long. Its product is annotated as meiotic recombination protein REC8 homolog. The coding region runs from base 1 to 1851 and encodes 616 amino acids. The record is from RefSeq and is a predicted model, not a curated record. Gene Ontology annotation, molecular function: chromatin binding; protein binding. Gene Ontology annotation, biological process: replication-born double-strand break repair via sister chromatid exchange; mitotic sister chromatid cohesion; synaptonemal complex assembly. NCBI's taxonomy places the organism in Eukaryota, Metazoa, Chordata, Actinopteri, Moronidae. Gene Ontology annotation, cellular component: synaptonemal complex; cohesin complex. The transcript has 18 exons.
AUGUUUUACUACCCGGCAGUUUUAAAGCGUCAUACAGGAUGUUUUUCUACAAUCUGGCUGGUUGCUACAAAAGGCAUCAGAGUUCCCCGCCGGGAUUUCCUAAAAGUCAACGUCAAAAGCACCUGUGAUGACAUUAUGGACUACGUGCUGGAGCAGGUCCCGCCACCUCGGGCUGGUCUGCCUCGACCUCGCUUCUCCCUCUACCUCUCCUCCCAGCUCCAGUACGGCGUCAUCCUCGUCUACCACCGACAAUGUGCUAUUCUCCUGGAGGAACUUCAGACCGUUGUGGGUCAGCUGCUGAAACAGAAAUCGUCCCAGAAAAUUGAUAUGGAUGACCACAGCAGACAAGCUCUGGACUUCCCUGACGCCCUGGCUCUCCUGGAGGAGGCAGAAGGAGCUCCUGACCCUUUAUUCGGAGUGAUGUACAUGAAGGAUACCAUGCCCAGUCCCAGUUCACUGAUACAGAUGGGUCAAGAGUAUCUGAGAGAAACCUCUCCUGAGCGUCCUGAACCGACCAGCCCAGCUGCUGCUGCUGCUGCUGCUGCUGCUGCUGCUGCUGCUGCACUAGAAAGCGGGAUAACUGCAUCUCCUGACACCAUUACUCUGAGAGAGACGGAGCCAGUCACUAUCCCUGUGGCAGAGUUUGAGGGUGAGGAGCUUGUCGAUCAGCAUCCAGAUACUAUUGACUUCCUCUUGGCCCAAACAGAUCACUUUCCCGAAGCAGAUUUGGACAUACCGAGAGAAGAUGUGACACCAGAGGAGGAAGAGAGGGAGAUGGAAAGGGGAGGACUAGAGGGAGACCUGGAGAGAGAGAGAACAAAAGAGCUCACAGGAUCCACUAUUGAAUUACAGCCGACGACUGUCUCCGGUGAAGACGCCAUGUUGUUGCCUCAGGAAGAGACAGGUCUGUCUGUGGAGAUGCCCGGACCCCCCACAGACCAGCGGACCCCUGUAUCUGUGCCCGUCCUCGCCUCGCCACCGUCUGCAGCAGAGCAACGUGAAAGACCAACUCCAGAGUUAGAGGAUGUUCCUCCCCCGGAGGUGACGACAAGGAGGAGGAAGAGGCAGCUGAUCUUCUUCGACCCGGAGACGCAGAUCUCUCAGGAGGUGCUGCAAGAGCAGAUCGACAACCCUCAUACUGAGACCAGACGUCCACUUUACCCGCCGCCUUCCUCUCACAGGAUGGUCCCUGCUGCUGAGCUCCUCAACAAUCCCUGCACCCCAUUCUUGCCUGAAGAGGUGCUGUUUCUAUGGAGACAGGCUGCGACCAUCACGCCUCUCUCAGGCUCGAACCUGGAGGUUGGCGAGAGAGGGCCCGAGUCCACAGACUCUGAAAAGGAACGAGAGCGUGAGAUGGUGGAGGCGGCCGAGGAGGCUGAAAGGAGGGAGGAGGAGAGACUUGAGCUCAGCCCCAGGGAGGUCCCCAGAGAUGUGGCAGAAUCAGAGAUGUUUGAUAUCUCAGACCACGUUUCACUGCCACUGGAGGGCUCCGAUCAACAGGAGGUGUCUCGAGAGAUCUCCCCCAUGCCCUCAUCUGAAAGAGAAGGGUCCCUUGUCUCCAGGUCUGUUUCUACACUGCAGGACAUCCCAGAGGUGGCGGACGAGUUGCUGGAAAGAGCUGCAGCAGAGUCACCUGGGCUGCUGCCGGAGUUGGACGAGCAAGAAAUAGCACCUGUGCUGUUUCAGUCUCUUCUGCCGCCAGAGGUCGACCGCAGAACUGUCAGCAACAUUUUUCAGAGGCUUCUGGAGAUUUUAUCGGCCGGGAAGGUACGUGUGGAGCAGCGAGAGCCUUACGGUGACAUCUUGAUCUCACCUGGACAAGACUACGAAGAGGAGCACCUGAUUGUGUGA